GCCGCGCGCAGAGCGCGACCUUUGACUCCCAGCCGAGUGUACGUCAGAGGCGCCCGCCGACGGAAGCGCGGCGGCGGCCGAGGCGCUGCUGGGUUACGGGGCCACGGGGACCCGGCGGCGGUGGACGAUGGAGGACCCUGCGCAGGAUGGGACGGCCGCACCCAGCACCCCCGGGACCGGGAAGUCGAAGCUGGAAACGCUGCCCAAGGAAGACCUCAUCAAGUUCGCCAAGAAGCAGAUGAUGCUAAUACAGAAAGCUAAAUCAAGGUGCACAGAAUUGGAGAAAGAAGUUGAAGAACUCAAAUCAAAAGCUGUUGCUGGAGGAACUGAUGAUAUUAUUAAGGCACUAACCGAACGUCUGGAUGCUGUUCUCCUGGAGAAAGCAGAGAGUGAACAGCAGUGUCUUUCUCUAAAGAAGGAAAAUAUUAAAAUGAAGCAAGAGGUUGAGGAUUCUGUAACUAAGAUGGAAGAUGUGCGGGAGGAGUUUGAACAGUCACAUAGACACUACGUGAAAGAAAUUGAAACUCUGAAAAAUGAGUUGUUGGCAGUACAUUCCAAACACAGUGAAGAUAAAGCUAGCUUGCAAAAAGAACUGGAAGCAGCAAUAAAUAAACAAUUAGAACUUUCAGAACAACUUAAAAUUCAGAGUGACUCUGAGGAUAAUGUUAAAAAGCUACAAGAAGAAAUACAGAAAAUUAGACCAGCUUUUGAGGAGCAAAUUUUAUAUUUACAGAAGCAGUUAGAAGCUACGACUGAUGAAAAGAAACAAGAAAUUGCUCACCUCCAAAAAGUUAUUGAGUCUAAUUCUCAGCACUACCAAAAAGAUAUAAGUAGUUUGCAAGAAGAGCUUUUCCAGUUGAAAGCUACACACCAAGAAAAGGUCAAAGAAUUGAUGUGCCAAAUUGAAACAUCAGCUAAGGAGCAUGAAACAGAAAUAAAUAAGUUAAACCAACUAAACGAAAACUUAGUAAAGCAGUGUGAGGCAAGUGAGAAGAAUAUUCAGGAGAAAUAUGAAUGUGAAUUAGAAAACUUGAAGAAAGCCACCUCAAAUGCAAGCCAGGAAAGUCAGAUAUGUUCUGUGCUCUUAAAAGAAGAUACUGUUGUAGACCAGGUAGUAAACGAAAAAGUCAAACACUUAGAAGAUACCUUAAAAGAACUGGAAUCUCAACAUAGUAUAUUAAAAGAUGAGGUAACCUAUAUGAAUAAUCUUAAAUUAAAACUUGAAAUGGAUGCCCAACAUGUAAAGGAUGAGUUUUUUCAUGAGCGGGAAGACUUAGAGUUUAAAAUUAAUGAACUGUUACUAGCUAAAGAAGAUCAGGGCUGUAUAAUUGAAAAAUUAAAAUCUGAGCUAGAAGAUUUAAAUCGACAGUUUUACUGUACUGUAGAAAAACAUGACAAAGAAGUACAGAGUCUUAAGGAUCAAUAUCAAAAAGAAAUAUCAGAACUAAAUGAAACAUUUCUGUCAAGUUCAGAGAAAGAAAAAUUAGCAUUAAUGUUUGAAAUACAGGGCCUUAAAGAACAAUGUGAAAACCUACAGCAAGAAAAGCAAGAAGCAAUCUUAAAUUAUGAGAGUUUGCGAGAGAUUAUGGAAAUUUUACAGACGGAACUGGGAGAAUCUGCUGGAAAAAUAAGUCAGGAAUUUGAGUCAAUGAAGCAGCAACAAGCAUCUGAUGUUCAUGAACUUCAGCAGAAACUCAGAACUGCUUUCAAUGAGAAAGAUGCUCUUCUUGAAACUGUGAAUCAGCUCAAAGGAGAAAAUGAAAAGUUACUGUCUCUACAAGAAUUAGUACCAGAACUUGAAAAUACCAUAAAGAGCCUUCAAGAAAAGAAUGAAGAGUACUUAGUUAGCCUCAGUCAGAGAGAUACCAUGUUGCAAGAAUUGGAAGCAAAGAUAAACUCCCUCACUGAGGAAAAGGAUGAUUUCCUAAGUAAAAUAAAAAAUUCUCAUGAAGAGGUAGAUAAUCUCCAUGAAAAAUGUGAAAAGCAGGAAAGAUUGAUUAUAGAACUUGAGGAGAAAGUGGAACAGAGUACCCAGUACAACAGUGAAUUAGAGCAAAAGGUAAAUGAAUUAACAGGACAGCUAGAAGAAACUUUAAAAAAAAAGAACCAAAAUGACCAGCAGGUAGAAAAACUAAUGGUUCAAGUUAAAACUCUCUCUGAAGACCAAGAAGCAUUGGCAUCUGAAGUGAAGUCUCUUAAUGAAGAGAAUAAUAGACUAAGUUCAGAAAAGAACCAGUUGAGUAAGGAUUUGGAAGCUCUUUUAUCUGGAAAAGAUGAUGUUAGCCUUAAAGAACAUAUUACUGAAUUAGAAAAGAAGCUUCAGUUAACAGUUGAAGAGCGAGACGAUUUAAGUAAACUGUUUGAAAAUGAACAAGCUCAGAAGUUAUUUGUCAAAACACAGUUGUAUGGUUUUCUUAAACAGAUGGGAUCGGAAGUUUCAGAAGAAAAUGAAGAGCAAGAUGCUAUAAGUGUCCUACAAGCCAUAGGUGAAGCCUUAGCAAAAUUAAAUGAGGAAAAACAUAACUUGUCUUCUCAAUAUGAUGAAAAGGUAUUAGAGUUAGAAAAAAAUAUUAAGUUCCUUCAGGAAGAGAAUGUAGUUCAAUGUGAAGAACUUAGAUGUUUAUUAAGAGACUAUGAGCAAGAGAAAGCUCUCUUAAGGAGAGAGUUAGAAGAAACCAUUGCAGAAAAGGAGUCUCUGCAAUUUGAUCUUCUAGAAAUGAAAAAUGCCAAUGAAAAAACAAGGCUUGAAAAUCAGAAUCUUUUAAUUCAGGUUGAAGAAUUGUCUCAAAAGUAUGACAAAAAUGAAACCCAUAAUGAAAAAGACUCUUUCAUAAUGGAACAUGAAAACCUAAGGUCAUCACUGGAACAAAAAGAAUCUGAAUUACAAGAUGUGAGAGCAGAGUUGAUGUUAUUAAAGGAUUCUUUAGAGAAAACACAUAUAAAAACUGAUCAACACUCCUCAGUGAAAGAUCUGGAAGAAAAAAUCGGAAAUCUGGAAAAAGAAUCCAAAGAGAAAGAGGAGAAAAUAAGUAAGAUAAAACUAGUUGCUGUGAAGGCAAAGAAAGAACUAGAUUCUAGCAGGAAAGAGGCCCAGAAUCUGAAGGAAGAACUUGAAUCUGUUCGGUCAGAAAAGGAUCAGUUGUCUGCUUCCGUCAGAGAUCUCAUCCAAGGAGCGGAAAGCUAUAAGAAUCUUUUGUUAGAAUACGAUAAGCAGUCAGAGCAGUUGGAUGUGGAAAAAGAACGUGCUAAUAAUUUUGAACAUCAUAUAGAAGACCUUACAAAACAAUUAAGAAAUUCAACUUUUCAGUGUGAAAAAUUAAAUUCAGAUAAUGAAGACCUCCAGGCUCGAAUUGAGACACUACAGUCCAAUGCUAAGUUAUUAGAAGUACAAAUUUUAGAAGUCCAGAGAGCCAAAGCAAUGGUAGACAAAGAAUUGGAAGCAGAAAAACUUCAGAAAGAGCAGAAGAUACAGGAACAUACCAGUACUGUAAAUGAACUUGAAGAACUUCAGCUACAACUUCAACUGGAAAAGAAACAGCUUCAGAAAACCAUGCAAGAAUUAGAGCUAGUUAAAAAGGAUGCCCAACAAACCACAUUAAUGAAUAUGGAAAUAGCUGAUUAUGAACGUUUGAUGAAAGAACUAAAUCAAAAGUUAACCAAUAAAAAUAGCAAAAUAGAAGAUUUGGAGCAAGAAAUAAAAAUUCAAAAACAGAAACAAGAAACCCUACAGGAAGAAAUGACUUUACUGCAGACUUCAGUGCAACAAUAUGAAGAAAAAAACACCAAAAUCAAGCAAUUGCUUGUAAAAACCAAGAAAGAACUGGCAGAUUCAAAGCAAGCAGAAACUGAUCACUUAAUACUUCAAGCAUCUUUGAAGGGUGAGCUGGAGGCCAGCCAACAACAAGUAGAAGUCUAUAAAAUUCAGCUGGCUGAAAUAACAUCCGAGAAACACAAGAUUCACGAGCACCUGAAGACAUCGGCAGAGCAGCACCAGCGCACUCUGAGCGCCUACCAGCAGAAGGUGACGGCCCUGCAGGAGGAGAGCCGCACCGCCAAGGCAGAACAAGCUGCUAUAACCUCUGAAUUUGAGAGCUACAAAGUCCGAGUCCAUAACGUUCUAAAACAACAGAAAAAUAAAUCUGCGUCUCAGGCUGAAACUGAGGGAGCUAAACAAGAAAGGCAACACCUGGAAAUGCUGAUUGACCAACUGAAAAUCAAAUUACAAGAUAGCCAGAAUAACUUACAAGUCAAUGUGUCGGAACUUCAGGCACUGCAGUCCGAGCACGAUGCUCUGCUCGAGAGGCACAACAGGAUGCUACAGGAAACUGUGUCCAAAGAGGCGGAACUCCGGGAGAAGUUGUGUUCCAUACAAUCCGAGAAUAUGACAAUGAAAUCCGAACACACGCAGAUGGUGAGUCAGCUGACGUCCCAGAACGAGGCCCUUCGCAGCAGCUUCCGAGAGCAAGUGCGACAUCUGCAGGAAGAGCACAGAAAAACAGUGGAGACGUUGCAGCAGCAGCUCUCCAAGGUGGAAGCCCAGCUCUUCCAGCUUAAGAGUGAGCCGACCACAAGAAGCCCAGCUUCUUCCCACCAGUCUUUGAAGAAUCUUCGAGAAAGGAGAAACACAGAUUUCCCGCUCCUAGAUAUGCACACCGUGACGCGGGAAGAGGGAGAAGGAAUGGAGACAACGGAUACCGAGUCUGUGUCUUCCGCUGGCACGUACACCCAGUCUCUAGAGCAGCUGCUUAAUUCUCCUGAAACCAAACUUGAGCCUCCUUUGUGGCAUGCGGAAUUUACCAGAGAAGAAUUGGUUCAGAAGCUCAGCUCCACUACAAAGAGUGCAGAUCACUUAAACGGCCUGCUUCGGGAAACGGAGGCAACGAAUGCAGUUCUUAUGGAACAAAUCAAGCUUCUCAAAAGUGAAAUAAGAAGAUUGGAACGGAACCAGGAGAGAGAAAAGUCCGUGGCUAACCUGGAAUACUUGAAGAAUGUCUUGCUUCAGUUCAUUUUCCUGAAACCAGGAAGUGAAAGAGAGAGGCUCCUUCCUGUUAUAGACACAAUGUUGCAACUCAGCCCUGAAGAAAAAGGAAAACUUGCUGUAAUUGCUCAAGAAGACUCCAGCUGUCAACACAGGAAAUGCAAAGAUGACAGAAGACUCAGGCAACGAAAUCAUCUGGAGUAUAUUCCCUCUACCUGAGCUUUGUCCAGCUUUGUCCACCUGAGCAGCCUGGCUAGGAAUAGCAAUGCCAUAGAUUCAUCAGUAAAGAGAAGAUUGUGAUGGUAUUUUUUUCUUUCUGGGUAAUCAGUCAUACAAACAAUGGGAUGAACAGAGCAUCCAUUUGUAAUAGUUAAAUGAGUUCACAUGAAUCCACCAGUCAGCUCAAAAAGUAAAUACUGGGAGAGGAUGGCCCAAGUGCUCCAUGGGAGACCGGGAGAAAGCACCUGGCUCCUGGCUUCGGAUCAGUGCAGCUCCAGCUGUUGUGGCCAUUUGGGGGGUGAACCAACGGAAGGAAGACCUUUCUCUCUGCCUCUCUCACUGUCUAACUCCACCACUUCCACCACUUCCAACACUAGUGUCCCCUAUCAGAGGGGCCAGUGUGAGACCUUGCUGUGCUGCUCUGCUUCUGAUCUGACUUCCUGUAAUGCAACUGGCAUGACAGGAGAAGAUGGUCAAAGUACUUGGAACCCUGCCGUGCGUGUGGGAGAGCAGGAUGAAGUUCCUGACUCCUGACUUUAGCCUGGCCCCGCCCUGGCUGUUGUGGUCAUUGUGGCCAUCUGGGAAGUGAAUCAGAGGCUGGAAGGUCUCUCUGUCUCUCUCUGUCACUUUGACUUUCAGAUAAAUACAUACAUACAUACCAAUGUGUUUGAAGUUCCCUGUAUGCCUCUCAUGUCUAAGCAGUAUCCUGAAUUUAGUGUUAAUCAUUCCUAUGCAUUUGUACUGUUUUGUUUGUUAGCCUUAUAAAAUUUAGAAUAUUACGGAUUUUCUUCUUUUUUUUUUGGACAGGCAGAGUGGACAGUGAGAGAGAGAGACAAAGAGAAAGGUCUUCCUUUGCCAUUGGUUCACCCUCCAAAGGCCGCCGCAGCAGGCGCACAGCGCCGAUCCGAUGGCAGGAGCCAGGUACUUAUCCUGGUCUCCCAUGGGGGGCAGGGCCCAAGCACUUGGGCCAUCCUCCACUGCACUCCCUGGCCACAGCAGAGAGCUGGCCUGGAAGAGGGGCAACCGGGACAGAAUCCGGCACCCUGACUGGGACUAGAACCCGGUGUGCCGGCGCCACAGGCGGAGGAUUAGCCUAGUGAGCCACGGCGCCGGCCCGGAUUUUCUUCUAACUUGGUUUCUAACUCAACAUUUAAUCCAUAUUGAUGCACAUAGCUGUAGUUCAUUUAUUUCACUGCCAUAUAGUAUUAGAUUUUAUGACUAUACCACAACUUAUCCCAUCUGUCAGUGAGCAUUUGGGUUGUCUUCACUGUCUUAUUCUGAGGGAUGAUGUUGCAUGAACAGUAUUCUACCUAUUUUAAGAUACUUAGUUACAAGAGUUGAGCAUAUAUCUUAGUCAACAUGCUGGAGUGUGCACAUGCUCAACCCUACUAGGUCAUGCCAGAUGGGCUGGUUGCAUCAGUGUGGUUUUUGAAUACAGUGUUUGAGAAUUCCUGUUGCCUUCAUUCUCAUCAACAACCAACGUCAGCCUUGGUAAUUCUGACCAGGCUGAUGGGUGGAGUCUUAACUGUGGUUUUAGUUUGUAAUUUUCCUGUGGUUUUAAAUUACUAGUGAAAUGGAGCAUCUCUUACUAUAUCAUUAUUUGUGUUUCCUGUAAAUGUCUGUUCAUGUAUUUUGUUGCCUGUUUUUCUAUUGGUUGCUUGUCCUAUUUAAACUGAUUCAUAAGAACUACUUUAUAUUUGCAUAUCCUAGAAAAUAAAUCUUAAAAAAAAAGUUUGUCCUACCCAAAACAGGAAGACAGAGAUUUUAUUUUUUAAACAAAUUUAACCAGAGAAGUUUGGGACUUAAGAAUACUAGGUAUAUCCGAAAGUAUCAGAAAGGAGAAAUAAAACUGCAUUGAAAAGCCAGGGGUUAAGGGAAAAUCUGCACCCUGAAUGCCCCCACUCCCCCAGCCUGCUCUGUCACCCUUGCUCCACCUCUGUUCCCAGCACCCAACAGCUGACCCUGUCGCUCCGGCCACCAGGGUCAUUUUCUUGAGAAACUUUACAGUUCAGGAGAAAACACCAAACGACUGACAUUUAGAGAUUCCCUACUGGACAUUCAUUGCCCUCAAUAAAGAAUAAAGAAAGGAAGAAAAGUGGAAUAAACUCUUGGAAAUUAAAAUUCAAAUACCUAGGGGCCAGCGCUGUGGCAUACAGGAUAAAGCCGCCACCUGCAGCGCCAGCAUCCCAUAUGGGUGCAGGUCUGAGUCCCAGCUGCUCCACUUCUGAUCCAGCUCUCUGCUAUGGCCUGGGAUAGCAGUAGAAGAUGGCCCAAGUCCUUGGACCCCUGUACCUGCAUGGGAAGACCAGGAGGAAGAGGCCGGUUCCGUGGCUCACUAGGCUAAUCCUCCACCUUGCAGUGCCGGCACACCAGGUUCUAGUCCCGGUCAGGGCGCCGGAUUCUGUCCCCGUUGCUUCUCUUCCAGGCCAGCUCUCUGCUAUGGCCCGGGAGUGCAGUGGAGGAUGGCCCAGGUGCUUGGGCCCUGCACCCCAUGGGAGACCAGGAGAAGCACCUGGCUCCUGCCUUCGGAUCAGCGUGGUGCGCCGGCCGCAGGUGACCAUUGGAGGGUGAACCAACAUCAAAAGGAAGACCUUUCUCUCUCUCUCUCACUGUCCACUCUGCCUGUCCAAAAAAUAAAAUAAAAAUAAAAAGACCAGGAGGAAGCUCCUGGCUUCUGAACGGUGGCUCAUGUCAUUGGGGCCAUUUGGGGAGUGAACUAUAAGAUGUAAGAUUUCUCUCUCUGCCUCUGCCUUUCAAAUAAAUCUUUUUUAAAAAAUUGAAAUAGCUAAGCACAAAAGAUGAGAAAGAGGUGGACAGAAAGAAGUAGACUAUUGGAAAGAUUCUAAUCUAGGAAACUCAAGAUUUAACAGGAGUCCCUUGAACAUCAAAUAGGAAGAAACUUCUAAAGAAAUAGUGUAAGAAGACUUUGCAUAACAGAGUUCAAAAGAAAGGGCUGUGGAAGAUCCAGUGCCGUGGAAAAGGGCUUACAGCAUGUUAAUGGAAAUUUUUAGAACAAAGACGUUCUAAAAAGUUGCCAAAGGACAAUUGUUUCAGACUUGUCACUGGCAACGCUGUACACCAGAAAAUUCCUCAAAAAUCCGAGGGAAAAUUAUUUGCAACCUGAAAUUCUAUAAACAACAGAGCUUCAAUUAUGUGGAAGGAAAAAAACAUUUUCAGAUGCCUAACAACUAGAAAGAAAUUGCUUCCCAUGCAUCCUUUCUUAGAGACUUAUUGAGAAAAUGUGCUCCCGAAAGCUGAGAAAGGAAAAAAACAGGGAUGAAGACUCCCCAGGGCAGAGGCUGUGAGCUCAGGGAGCAGAGGACUGGCCAAGCCUCCAGGGGAAAACAUGGAAGCAGCAGAUCAUCAUGCAGCUCCUGUGUAAAACGUUGUUGUAAGAUGUUAGAAACAGUGACAUUGAGGCUGGUGCCGUGGCUCACUAGGCUAAUCCUCUGCCUUGCGGUGCCAGCACACCAGGUUCUAGUCCCGGUCGGGGUGCCAGAUCCUGCCCUGGUUGCCCCUUUUCCAGGCCAGCUCUCUGCUAUGGCCUGGGAGUGCAGUGGAGGAUGGCUCACGUGCUUGGGCCCUGCACCCCAUGGGAGACCAGGAUAAGUACCUGGCUCCUGCCAUCGGAUCAGUGCAGUGCGUCGGCCGCGGCGGCCAUUUGAGGGUGAAUCAACGGCAAAAAGGAAGACCUUUCUCUCUCUCUCUCUCUAACUGUCCACUCUGCCUGUCAAAAAAAAAAUAAUAAUAAUAAAAUUUAAAAAAUAGUGACAUUGGCAAAGUAUUUAACAUUAAGGAAAUGUUUUGAAUUAUUAGUUUUGAUAAUAUCGUGUCUAUGUUCAAAAAGAAUUCUGAUCUUUUAAAAAUAUGCAGAACUGUGGUAGUUGAGAUUAUAUUUGAUCCAAAUUAAUGUGAGAAGGGAAAAAUGGGUAGGAGAAAAGAUGAAGUAGGGGUGACAUGGAGCUAAUAUUUGCUUUUAUUAGGGACAAAUAUCUCCAUUUUACAUAUUUACCCACCCACACAUUUUUUUAAAGAUUUCUUUAUUUAUUUGAAAGAGUUACACAGAGAGAAGGAGAGGCAAAGAGAGAGAGGUCUUCCAUCCACUGGUUCACUCUUCAGUUGGCUGCAAUGGCCAAAGCUGUGCCAAUCCAAAGCCAGGAGCCAGGAACUUCUCCCAGAUCUCCCAUGUGGGUGCAGGGGCCCAAGGCCUUGGGCCAUCUUCUACUGCUUUCCCAGGCCAUAGCCAAGAGUUGGGUCAGAAGUGGAGCAGCUAGGACUUGAACCGGCACCCAUAUGGGAUGCCGGCAUGGCAGGUGCCAGCUUUACCCACUAUGUCACAGAGCCAGCCCCUACACCCACACAUUUUUAAAACAGGAUUUUUUUUUAAAUAUUUCUUUAUUUGAAAGAUAGAGUGACAGAGUGACUGCAACAACUAAGGCUGGGCCAUACCAAAGCCAAGAGCCAGGAACUCAAUCCGAGCCUCACACAUGUGCUUCAAGAACCAAAGAGUGCUUUUCCAGGUGCAUUAGCAGGGAGUUGGAUCAGAAGCAGAGCAACCCAGACUUGAAUCAGCUGCUCCAGUAUGGGAUGCCAGUGUCACAGGCAGCAGCUUAACCCACUGCUACACAAUGCCGGCUCCAAGUAUACUUUUUUUUUUACGUAAUUAUACCUUGUGUUUUGUUUAUUAAACCAUUAUUGACAUAUAAUUUACAUACCAUAAAAUUCACUGAGGGGCCGGCACCAUGAUGCAGUAGGUUGAUCCUCUACCUGUGGCACCAGCAUCCCAUAUGGGCACUGGUUCUAGUCCUCGCUGCCCCUCUUCCAAUCUAGCUCUCUGCUAUGGCCUGGGGAGGCAGUGGAAGACGGCCCAAGUGCUUGGGCUCCUGCACCCGUGUGGGAGACCGGGAGGAGGCACCGGGCUCCUGGCUUCAGAUGGGUGCAGCUCCAGCCAUUGCAGCCAUCUGGGGAGUGAACAAGCGGAUGGAAGACAUUUUUCUCUCUGUCUCUCCUUCUCACUGUCUGUAACUCUACCUCUCAAAUAAAUAAAUAAAAUCUUUAAAAAAAAUUCACUGAUUUAGAGUAAACAAUAUAUUGGGUUUAGUAUAUUCACAGAAUUGUGACAACAUACCCACAACCUAAGUUUAGAAAUUGUCAUUGGGGCCGGCACUGUGGCGUAGCGGGUAAAGCCACUGCCUGCAGUGCCAGCAUCCCAUAUGGACACUGGUUCGAGACCCUGCUGCUCCACUUCCAAUCCAGCUCUCUGCUAUGGCCUGGGAAAGCAGUGGAAGAUGGCGCAAGUCCUUGGGCCCCUGCACCCACAUGGGAGACCUGGAAGAAGGUCCUGACUCCUGGCUUCAGAUUGGCACAACUCCGGCCAUUGCAGCCAUCUCGGGGAGUAGACCAGUGGAUGGAAGACCUCUCUCUCUCUCUCUGCCUCUUUGUAACUCUGCAUUUCAAAUAAAUAAAUCUUUUUUAAAAAGAGAAUUAAAAAAGAAUUUGUCAUUAUCACCCUGCGCCAGCUGUUGGCAACUAUCAAUAUCCUUUCUGUCUCUAGAUUGGCCUAUUCCCGGCCUGCAUACACAUGGAAUCAUACAGUAUUAGGUCUUUCGUGUCUGGCUUUUUUCAACUAAUAUUUUCAAGGUUCAUCCACACUGUACCUGCCCUAGUCCUCCAUUCAUUAUCACUGCUGAAUAAUAUUCCAUCAGUGAAUACCAUAUUUCACUCCCCAGGUGACAGAUGUUUGGGUGUUGCCAGCUUUUGACUGCCAGGAAAGUGUGCAUGCGAGGUUUUGUGUGAAUAUGCUUUCAUUUCUCAUGGAUGUGCACCUAGGAGUAGAGAUGUCGUGUCAUGGUAACUCCACGUUCAGCUGUUGGACAAACUGCCAGACGGUUUUCUGAAGUGAUGGCUCUGCUUUACAAUCCCACCAACAGGAUGUGAGGCUCACCACCAUCUCUUUUACUGCAGCCAUUCUAGUGGGUAUAAGUUGGCAUCUCAUGACUGUGAUUUGUAUGGAACUAAUAAUUCAAUGUCAUUAGUUAUAUGUUGAGCAUUUUUCAUGCAUGUGCUUUGUAUAUCUUGUUUGGAGAAAUGCCUGUUUAACUUAUUCCUAUUCUUAAAGUUAGAUUGUCCAUUAUUUAGUUGUAGGUACCCUUUACAUAGUCUAGUUAUGUCCUUUAUCGGGUACAUGACUGACAAAUACUUUGUCUCACUAUGUGGGCUGUAUGUUUACUUUCCUGCAUGGUAUCAUUUCCAGCAGGAAAGUUUGUAUCUCCAGCCAAGUCUAAUUUACCUUUGUCUUUUGCUUUUGGGUCACUUGUGCCCAAAGCCUUGGCUAAUCCAAGCUCACAAUGAUCUAUUCCUUUGUUCCUGUCAAUGGUUUUAUGCUUUUAGAUCUCUGGUCUACCUUGAAUUACUUUUUUAAAUUAUAAAAGAGGUCCAUCUUCAUUCUCUUCAUUGACAUCCAUUAGCCCCAGCAGCAUUUAUUGAAAACACCGUUCUCCUCCUACUGAACUGUCUUGGCACCUCUGUUGAAAAUCAAUUAUCCAUCCGCUUACGGAGUUACAUCUAGACUCUCAGUUCCACGCCAUUGAUCCGGCUGUGUGCCGGUAUACUACCAUCUCACCGCCAUCUUGAUUACUGCAGCUGUGUAGUAAGAUUUGGAGUUAGGAUGUGUGAGUCCUCCAACGCCAUUCCUUUUCAAGAUUGCUCUGGCUCUCCCAGCACCAGGUGAAUUUUAGAGUGAGGUUGCCUUCUCUCUCGCUCCUUCCACGCCAGGCGUUAAAAAAAAAAAAAGAAGAGCCGGCGCCGUGGCUCAAUAGGCUAAUCCUCCACCAUGCGGCGCCGGCACACCGGGUUCUAGUCCCGGUCGGGGCGCCGGAUUCUGUCCCGGUUGCCCCUCUUCCAGGCCAGCUCUCUGCUAUGGCCAGGGAGUGCAGUGGAGGAUGGCCCAGGUGCUUGGGCCCUGCACCCCAUGGGAGACCAGGAAAAGCACCUGGCUCCUGGCUCCUGCCAUCGGAUCAGCGCGGUGCGCCGGCUGCAGCGGCGGCCAUUGGAGGGUGAUCCAACGGCAAAGGAAGACCUUUCUCUCUCUGUCUCUCUCUCUCACUGUCCACUCUGCCUGUCAAAAAAAAAAAAGAAAGAAAAAAAAAAAAAGAAAAAAAAAAAAAAAAGAAA
Molecule: messenger RNA, 12370 nt
Organism: Oryctolagus cuniculus (rabbit)
Lineage: Eukaryota; Metazoa; Chordata; Mammalia; Lagomorpha; Leporidae
Gene: GCC2
Product: GRIP and coiled-coil domain containing 2
Biological process (GO): late endosome to Golgi transport
Cellular component (GO): Golgi apparatus
Source: RefSeq, a predicted model, not a curated record